AGAUCCAUAACUAACUAUCCAGAGUCGUAAGACUGGAGUGAGUUUCCUGCGUUUCUUGCGAUAGGCCUGCGCUCCCGCGCUCUGUGUGCUGCCGUACAACGUCUCCUUUUGGUCGCUUCUUUGUCUUCUUUCUUCGUCCCUUCUCUCCCCUCCUUGUCCCCUGGCUCCCUCCAGCACCGGCAUUGGCAAUUGACUUUCCUCCCUGCGUCUGCCCACCAUGGUCAACGUCACCGGGGGUUUCGUCUCCCCCUCCGCCGACGCCACUCUGGUUCCCCAAUUGUUCGAGCCCACCGGAUUCGUCACAUCCCUCCUCGAUGGACUUACCUUCUGGAAGCUGUUUGUGACUCUGUUCGUCGCAGCAGUCAUCUACGAUCAGCUGAAGUACUUCUAUCUCAAAGGCUCUAUCGUUGGCCCGGCAUGGAAAAUCCCUUUCAUGGGUCCGUUCCUUCAAUCCGUCAAUCCCAAGUUCCACGAGUACAAGGCAAAAUGGGACAGUGGAGAGCUGAGCUGUGUUUCCGUCUUCCAUAAGUUCGUAGUCAUCGCCUCUACUCGCGACAUGUCCCGGAAGAUCUUCAAUUCACCUACCUACGUUAAGCCCUGCGUCGUGGAUGCUGCUCAUAAGCUUCUCGGCAAAACCAACUGGGUGUUCUUGGAUGGUAAGGAGCACGUCGACUUCCGCAAGGGGCUAAAUGGCCUUUUCACACGGUCUGCUCUCUCGUGCUACCUUCCCCGCAUGGAAGAGGUCUACAAUUCCUAUUUUGAGAGCUUCAAAACCAAGUCUGCGGCCCACAAUUACGAGCCUGUUCCAUGGAUGCAUGAAUUCCGCGAGCUCAUGUGUGCAGUCUCCUGCCGUACCUUUGUCGGCCACUAUAUGGCUGAGGAGACUAUCAAGAAGAUCUCGGACGACUACUACAACAUCACUGCUGCUAUGGAAUUGGUUAACUUCCCAAUCAUUCUUCCAUUCACGAAGACCUGGUAUGGAAAGAAGGCAGCGGAUAUGGUAUUGGAGGAAUUUUCCAAGUGCGCCGCCAAGAGCAAGGCGCGCAUGGCUACUGGCGGAGAUAUUACUUGCAUCAUGGAUGCUUGGGUUAAGGCCCAGCUAGAUUCUGCCAAUUACCGCGAGAAGAUCGCCAAGGGUGUUCCGGUCGAUGCCUCCGAGAAGCCUGCUCAGGUCUUGCGCGAAUUCACCGACUACGAGAUCUCCCAGACCGUCUUCACGUUCCUGUUCGCGUCCCAAGACGCAACCAGCUCAGCCUGCACAUGGUUAUUCCAGCUCAUGGCCGACCGCCCAGAUAUUCUAGACAAGCUACGUGAGGAGAACCUCCGCCUUCGGAAUGGCGACCCGAGAGUGCCCCUGUCUAUGGACCUGCUCGAUAGCUUGACCUACACUCGCGCUGUUGUCAAGGAAACCCUCCGCUAUCGCCCUCCCGUCAUCAUGGUUCCCUACCUGGUCAAAAAGGACUUCCCUGUCACCGAUAAGAUCACCCUGACCAAGGGAUCCAUGGUUGUCCCGUCUGUUUGGCCUGCCACUCACGAUGAGGAGGCCUACCCCAAUGCUGACUCUUUCGACCCGGACCGCUGGGUUACCGGCACCGCCGAGCAGCAAUCCAAAAACUGGCUUGUCUUCGGCACUGGGCCCCAUUACUGCUUGGGCCAGCACUACGCCAUACUUAACUUGAUGGCCAUGAUCGGCAAGGCUAGUAUGGAAUUGACUUGGGAGCACAAGCCGACGCCUAAGUCGGAAGAAAUCAAGGUGUUCGCUACUAUCUUCCCUCAGGACGAUUGCUAUCUUUCAUUCCGCCCGCGCACGUAAGCUGCUGUGCGAUACGAGUCUGUCCAAAAUAUCGAUGGCUCUACAAUGUAUUUGUUUGAAUUGGUGCGUGAGAAAUGGAUAAAUAAUUUUUUCGGCCACCAUUCAUCAAAUCUACCCCGGAGGUUGCACAGAGCCUUCUUUCUUCGGUUCUUCUUUCUUUUUUUCUUCUACAGAGAUCCUUGUAUGGGCUUUAUGAUAGAUGCGACACUUGGACCCGUUUGCAUCAGUGAUUUAUAUCAACACCUUGUCGAUAUACUCAAUGAUUGAACAGUGCAUGAAUGCCAAGUUGCGCCUUUUUGAGCUGGUCAAGUCCGGUUCGGUGGAUACGUUUGGAGGCAUGUUUUAAGAUGCUACAUAUGCUUAUUAUAAUAAUAAUUGCGGUUUUGUUUGCCUC
Messenger RNA from Monascus purpureus, 2207 nucleotides. The record is from the annotation of a GenBank genome assembly. NCBI's taxonomy places the organism in Eukaryota, Fungi, Ascomycota, Eurotiomycetes, Eurotiales, Aspergillaceae.